Lingula anatina is the source of this 1230-nucleotide messenger RNA. RefSeq names its product keratin, type I cytoskeletal 9-like. The record is from RefSeq and is a predicted model, not a curated record. NCBI's taxonomy places the organism in Eukaryota, Metazoa, Brachiopoda, Lingulata, Lingulida, Lingulidae.
AUGAAGUCUAGAAAGAAUAAGGUGAAACAUGAAGACAUCGAUGAAUGCGCCAUUCAACCAUGUAAAAACGGGGCCACGUGUUAUGAUGGUGUGAACUCCUACAUCUGUAUGUGUCCGCCUGGAUAUACUGGACAGACGUGUGACACCGACAUCGAUGAAUGUACCAGUCAACCCUGUAAAAACGGGUUUACGUGUAAGGAUGGUGUAAACUCCUACAGCUGUGUGUGUCCACCUGGAUAUACGGGGCAGACAUGUGACUUAGACAUCGAUGAAUGCGCCAGUCUCCCAUGUACAAACGGGGCUACGUGUAAGGAUGGUGUGAACUCCUACAGCUGUGUAUGUCCACCUGGAUACACGGGACAGACGUGUGACAUAGUACCCGUAUUCAAAGCAAAUUUUACCACUUUGGGCGCUGAAGGAAGACUUGGUCCCACCUCUGUAGGCAGUCACUAUGAUGGACAAUCCCAUGAAGGACUGGUGAACGUCACUCAAGGAAUACAAAACUUUUCUGUCCCAUACCCAGGGACAUAUAGGAUAGAGGCAGCAGGUGCUGCGGGUGGAUGUGACACAUAUUAUUCCCCACAGGGUUGCGAUCUGCGAUUAAAGGGGGCGUAUGUUGCUGGGUCAUUUCAACUAUCUGCAGGAGAAACGUUACAUAUCCUAGUCGGCCAGAAGGGGGGAUAUAACAGUUAUGGUGCUGGAUCAGGAGGCGGGGGAGGCAGUUUUGUUGCCAACUCCACUAACUCCCCGCUCAUCGUGGCCGGCGGUGGCGGAGGUACAAGCCACAUACGAAGAUAUCACCCAGAAUGUGACGGCACCACCAAUCCAGAGGGCGGCACUGCUUACGGUACUUCAUGGACAGGUGGACGUGAUGGUAACGGGGCACCAGGGUAUCGUGCUGGAUGUGGAGGCGGUGGAUUCUACACAGAUGGUGGCAACAGCAGCAACUAUGAUUGCACGGGUGGCAAGUCAUUCCUGCACGGAGGGGAGGGAGGACUAGGAGUUCAUUACAGAUCUGGAUCAGAUGGGGGAUUCGGCGGCGGGGGCGGCUCUAAAGGCUCGAGUGCGGCAGGGGGCGGGGGUGGGUACUCCGGUGGCGCUGGAGGCAUCCACGGAGCUGAUUAUUGUGGGGGUGGAGGUGGUUCAUUCAACUCUGGCAUCAACGCAACGGGAAUCAACGGUUACAACAUUGGCCACGGUUUUGUCAUCAUUGAGUAUUAUGGUUAUUAA